Molecule: messenger RNA, 816 nt
Organism: Lucilia cuprina (Australian sheep blowfly)
Lineage: Eukaryota; Metazoa; Arthropoda; Insecta; Diptera; Calliphoridae
Product: tetratricopeptide repeat protein 12
Exons: 4
Coding region: 68-766 (232 amino acids)
Molecular function (GO): protein binding
Source: RefSeq, a predicted model, not a curated record
UAAAAAUCAAUUGAAUACAAUAGUUUUUGAAAAAAAACUAAAAUUUGUCAAUAAAUAACAUUUAACAAUGAAUACUCCUGGAUUAGAUGAAGAUUUUUUGGAAUUUGAAUCAAAAGUUAAUCAAGUUAUGAAACUGCUGGAAGACAUAAGCAAUGCCAAUAAAAAGGAGGGAGAAGAAGGAGCAACCAAGAAAUCUGCAACCAAAAAUAUUAUGGAUGAAAUAAACGAAAAUGAUUUUAUUAUUACGGUCAAAGAAGAUCGCACAUCAAUUAAUAAGAAAUCUACAACAAAAAUAGAAGAUACCGAUAAGAAGGAUGUAGCUGAAAUGGAUAAAUUUACGUUUAUGAAACAGCUGGAACAAGAUGCCGAAGAAAGAGCAAAAAAUAAAAGGGAACGUGAAAGAAUAGCGCAAAAUUUUAGAAGUUUGGGCAAUGAAGCCUUCCGUAAACAAAACUAUGAAAAGGCCAUAAACAUGUAUACCAAGGCGAUAGAUCAUGUUAAGGAUAGUCCUAUAUUGUAUAAUAAUCGAGCUUUAUCCUAUAUGAAAUUGAAAAACUAUAAACGUGCCAUUAUGGAUUGUGAUUAUGUUUUGAAUAAAUUGGAAGAGAAAAAUCUACGGAGUUGGCUAUAUCGCGCUGCUGCUUAUAAACGUUGUGGUGAUGAAAAGAACUUCGAAACUAGUAUUAAGUUGGCACGAAAAAGUAAUCCAAAGAAAACUGAUUUUAUUGAUGAUUUUUUAGAUAAAUUUGCCAGAGAAUCAAUUUAAAUAAUAUUUAAAUUUAUUAAAAAAUAAAAUAUAUAUGUAUAAUUCUACUU